CAAUAGUAGUUGAUUAGGUUACAGGGGUUCCGGAGUUGGGACCAACUCACAACGAGCUGACCAAUGGCUCAGUUUGUCAGGCCGCUAAUCGUCUCGCCGGCGUCCAAAUUGCCUUUCCGGCGCUGCAUAAACUCUCUUGUCGACUCAAAAGUGUUGACUUCUUCCACCGGAGGAUUCAUACACCGUCGGUUCUUUACGGGAACAAGUCCUUCAAUUCUUAUCCACCGGAAGAAUCUCCAUUUGUCUCGAUCCCGCGGUCUACGUCCGGCCGACGCCCCGUUACCGCCCGAACUCAGUCAGAGCGACAACGAAUCGAAUUCUUCAGAUGCAGAACGGAAGAGCCGGAACGAGAAGAAACGACAGGCUCGUCGCUCUUUUCGCUGGGGUAUGGAGCUUGCCGACUUAAACGAUUCUCAAAUUAAACGCAUCCUCAGAGUGGUUUCACUUGAAAAAGAAGUGUUUGAUGCUCUCAUGUUGGUGAAGAGAUUAGGUCGUGAUGUUCGGGAGGGGAAGAGAAGGCAGUUCAGUUAUAUUGGAAGAUUAUUGCGUGAUGUGGAGCCUGAAUUAAUGGAAGGAUUGAUCAAAGCAAUGAAAGACAGUGAUGUUCAAAAGUUUCAGGAGUUAUCUGGUUCAGAUAAAUUAGGUAUCGGAGACGCCAAUGAAGAGGAAGAAGAAAUCACCGAUGAGGAAGAAGAGGAGGAGUCUUGCGAUUACCAUGAUAUAGCAACCAGGUGGUUUGAUGGAUUAGUUAACAAAGACGUCGAUAUCACUAAUGAGAUUUACUCUCUGAAUAGCGUUGACUUUGAUCGUCAAGAGUUACGCAAACUUGUUAGAAGUUUCUGCUCUAUGCAAGAUCGUGUUAAUGCCACAUCAUCAUCAGAGGAUAAUAAAGAAGGAGAAAAAGAUUUUGUAAAAUGUGAGGUUGGAAACCCGAGGCUGAGAAGUAAAGCUUUCUCAAAUAACUCAAGCGAAAAGUCGCUCAUUUUCAUGACAAGUCAUCACGUCGGAAUGGAAAGGAAUGUAAAGUUUAUAGAUGCAUCACCAGUUUCUCAAAAACCAAGUAAUUACAAAGACGAACUUGUUACUGCUUGGAGACGACGCAAAACAAAAUGGAUUAUCGACAAUGAGGUUUCAUAA
Molecule: messenger RNA, 1137 nt
Organism: Lactuca saligna
Lineage: Eukaryota; Viridiplantae; Streptophyta; Magnoliopsida; Asterales; Asteraceae
Source: the annotation of a GenBank genome assembly